UAGGAGAGACACGUGAAUCAAACCUGAAACGAGACUGCUCAUUUAAACUCUAUGACAGGCGUAUGGAAUGCGCUCUCAGAGCAUCUUGCGGUUAACUUUGGACUCUGUGUGGGGACUCGUUGACCGUGCGCGCAUGGGUUCCGUGACAGGUUGUAAAGAAGGAAUUCCAACACUAUUUUUAAAGCCACACGCGGAUCUGGGGGCGUGGACCGCUCGAGCACAGACCGUUUGGUUCGAGGAACAUUUUAAUGUGACUGUUGGAUGUGGAUUGUCUUACCGCUCUACCGGCUUGGAGUGCCCCGGCAUACCCAAAGCAUUUGGACACAACACGGUCCGAGCUGUCGCUCUCGUUGGUUCGGGAUUGCUUUGAGUUUAAAAUAAUAUUUUCUGUCAAUUUCCCUGUCAUUGGAAUACGUACAUUUUGCUCCGAUUGAGGGUUUACAAGAGUGAGGGCGGCGUGGAAGGAAUAGGCUACUACAGCGGGAGCAAAGCGUCUCCAAAUGGCGCAACGUUGGAACGUUUAUGAUUACAUAUAACUAAACCAAUUACUGAAUACGGUAACACUUUCUAAUCCGUCUAAAUCUGGAACAAUUCUUGGUUUUAAAUAAUGAUUUUUUUCUUUGCCUAAAGUGAUUGUUUACGGUGAACCUGGCAUGUCAAUAUGGGCGAGUAACAUCGAUGGCAAAUGACAUCGGGGAUUUGAGCGCUAUCACUGCAUCCACUGAACUCAUCUCCGUCUGCAAAUAUUGGCAUGUGUCAAAGGAUAUCAGUGUAUUUCGUUUCACUGACCUUUUUCACCAGACGGGCUUAUUGGAUGUUAUCACAGAAUAACGGGAGGCCAUAUAUUCCAUAUUCCCUAUAAAAAUAAUAUAAUUGUGAACUACGUAGCCUACAGUUUAGGCUAUUAUUUUUGAUUCAUGGAUUCUAACAUUUGCAUUGUCCUUUCUUCGUGUGUUCCUGACAUUUAGACUGCAUUAAUUGCGAAGAUACUGCCAUUUUCAUUUGCAUUUAACAAUGAGAUUUAAAAUCCGUUUGGGGAAGUAAUUAUUGCUGGUGUUCUGUUCUGCACUCUUUACAUUAGCCUAUUUACAGUAGCUACAACACCCAAACAUGACAAGCACCGGACCUGUCAUCGUGUUUGAGUGGCUGAAGACCCUCCAGCUCUCUCAGUAUGUGGAGUCCUUCGUGGAUAACGGCUACGAUGAUCUGGAAGUUUGCAAACAAAUUGGAGACCCCGACCUGGAUGCUAUCGGUGUCUACAUACCGCACCACCGGCAAAGGAUCCACGACGCAGUGCAAAGGCUGAAAGACGAUGAUAAGGAGACUGCAGCGGGGCUGUAUUUUACACUUGAGCCGAUGCCCCCCGCGUCCGAAAUGUGUCCUAGUCACCUGGUGGACCAGUACGAGUCUAAACUCCGGGGGUCCAAGUCUUGGACCGAACCGAAUAGUGACCGGGUCGGGAGGAAUGGGGGCGCGUAUCUGGGCGCGCAGAGGAACAUGACGCUUGGAAACCGGAGGGAGCUGGUGAUUUACCCCAAACUGAAGCUGAAGAUCAUGAUUAGGGAUAAAGUCAUCAGAGAUGGAGUCAAUCUUGCCAGGCCACCAUACUCAAACAAGGAUGGUUCUCUAGGGAACAUUGAUGACCUGGCCCAGGAGUAUUCUGAGUACUACAACACCUGCUUCAGUGACGUCAGCGACCGCAUGGAGGAGCUACGCAAGAGACGUGUGUCCCAGGACCUCGACAUGGAGAAAGUUGACACAAGCCCCACUUCUCUGCAGCUUCGAUCUGAGAUUCAGGAGUCCCUUGGUUUCAGCAGUGAGGUGUCCACUCCAGAGACAGAGAGAAAGAUGUCUCUGCACAAGUCCAGCUCUGAAGAUGGCUCUGGAGGUAAAUGGGACAAUAAGAAGAAGAACAAAUCCUUCUGGCAGAAUUUCCGCAAGACGUCUCAGAAGGGAGUCAUGCAGCAGACGUCAAAAGGAGAGGACAUAGGCUACGUGGCCAGUGAGAUCACCAUGAGUGAUGAAGAGCGCAUCCAGCUGAUGAUGAUGGUGAAGGAGAAAAUGAUCACUGUGGAAGAGGCUUUAGCUCGGCUGAAGGAGUAUGAGAACCAUAGCAGACAGUCCAGCAGUACUGACACUGCAGAGUGGACUGAUGGAUCCACUCCCAAUCUAAACCAGUCCUCAAACUGCAAAUCUCGGGAGCAGUCUGAUGAUGAACAGACAGAGGACUCAAUGAAGUUCAAACGGCUCCACAAGCUGGUCAACUCUACCCGCCGCGUCAGGAAGAAACUCAUCAAGGUGGAAGAGGGCAAGAAACACGGCUCCGAAGAUUCUCUGAGCUUGGAGGCAUCUCCUACCUGUGAGGACAACACAGCCUUGUACACAGGGGUCCUGAAGAAGUCCAGCCUGCCCCAGGAUGCCUCCAUGUCCUCCCUGACCCAGGACCAGCUCUCUCUGGAUGGGGACACAGACAGCUUGACCACCUCCCCUUCCUGCAGCAGCCUGGACACUACCUGGUCCGGACACAAGCUGGUCAAGGCCUUCUCUAAGUCCAGCAGCACCCACGGCCUCAUCCGGCCUCCCAGGAGACUCGCUGCUGGGCCUGAGGGUUUGGGAGCCGUCGGGGUGGGAGGUAGUGGAUCCUCCUUCUCAGAGCUGGACGGCUGUGGUGCCGAGGCCGAAGAGAAGGUGUCGCACUCCAUGACGGAGGGCGAGAUGCGGAAAGCCCUGACCUCUCUCUCCCAUGGGAGGACAUGUAGUUUUGGAGGGUUUGACCUGUCCAACAGGUCACUCCAUGUGGUCAGUGCAGGCUCAGAGCACAAUAGUAAGGAUCCAGAGGCUGUAUACCGGGAGGUAGUCAAGUCUCCCAACACGUCUCGUAUCUCUCUGGGGAAAAAGGUCAAGUCCGUCAAAGAGACCAUGAGAAAACGCAUGUCCAAGAAGUACAGCAGCUCACUGUCUGAACAGUCGAGCCCAGACGGGACUCCCAGCUCCCCCCAGUCCCCUCAGCCAGACACAGACUCUCUGGAGAAACCCAAGCUAAAGGCUGGAGGAUCAGUGGAGAGCCUCCGGAGCUCCCUCAGUGGACAAAGCUCCAUGAGUGGUCAGACGGUCAGCACCACAGACUCGUCAGCCAGUAACAGAGAGAGUGUUAAGUCUGAGGAUGGAGAUGACGAGGAGCCUCCCUACAGAGGGCCCUUCUGUGGCAGAGCACGAGUACACACUGACUUUACCCCUAGCCCCUACGAUUCCGACUCCCUCAAACUAAAGAAAGGGGAUGUGAUCGACAUCAUCAGUAAGCCACCCAUGGGGACGUGGAUGGGCCUGCUCAAUAACAAGGUGGGCACCUUUAAGUUCAUCUAUGUGGACGUGCUGAGUGAGGAGGAGGAGAAGCCCAAGAGACCCGUAAGGAGAAGGAGGAAGGGCAGACCUCCCAAACCCACCUCUGUAGAAGAGCUGCUGGAACGCAUCAACCUCAAGGAGCACAUGCCUACCUUCCUGUUUAACGGUUAUGAGGACCUGGACACCUUCAAGCUGCUGGAGGGGGAGGAUCUAGAUGAGCUCAACAUCAAAGACCCUCAACACAGAGCUGUGCUGCUCACCGCUGUGGAGCUACUGCAAGAGUAUGACAGCAGCAGCGACCCUGAGCGGAGCGGUCUGUCAGGCUCUCAGGAGAAGCUGCUAUCAGAGGGCCACAUCCUGGUGGGCGACUCACCACGUGACUCUGGCUGCUAUGAGAGCAAUGAGAACCUGGAGAAUGGCAAGACCAGGAAGACAUCUCGCUCCAACCGCUCCUCUGCGGGUCUCCAGUCCCCAGACUACCCCACCCUGCCCAUGACCCAGUCCACUGAGGCCCUGCAGCAGAGCAAACUGGAGCGCACAGCCAAGUUCACAAAGCACUUCUUUCUCAAGCCCACCCUGAGGGGCUUCAGCCUGCUGGGGCUGAGGAAGGGCCCCCGCCGGACCCCCAUGCCGGCCAGCCGCAGCUGUGAGGACCUGGACGGGCCCCCGGAGGCUACUGGCCCCCAGGCCUGGAAGAGAUCCCACUCCCUCGGGGACCUCCACUGGGAGCAGGCCUUCGACCAGAAGAAGGACUACAGCCUGGAGGUCAAGCCUGCUAAAGGUGUCUCCAAGUCGGGUAACAGCAGCAGGGAGAAGGGCCUCCAGGGUCAUGGAGAUGGGAGUUCAUCACUGGCUCAGAAUGGAGGGAGUGCUGUGAGCCCGAAAGGGCGUUCUGACCAACCCCCUGUGCCCUCCCAGCUGCCCCUCAGACCCCCCUGUCCCACCGCCCCGCUUCCCCAGCCCCAGGAGACCCUCCCCAGCCCUCCUGAACCCCAGCUGAGGGAGAGGAGCAUCCGGACUCACCCCAAAAAGCCCCCAGUGCCCCCUCCCGUUCCAGUCAAGAAAUCCAAGGAGCGCCUGGCCAAUGGGAUACGCCACCGCUCCCUUGUCCUUUCCUCCCCCACUCAUUCCUAUACCUCCACCCACUCUCAUCCCCCCAGCCCUGUCAUCAGCAGCCCCAGUGCUCCAGCCCUCCCCAGUAAGGCCUCCAGUACCCCUGCCUCCCCCUCUCCAGCCUCCCCUGCCUCCACCACCACCGGCUGUCCAGAGCCAGAGGAACCAGGCACCCCCCCAGCCGUGCCCCCUCCCUGGUUGUCUGACCUGCCCGAGACGGCCUGCCCUCAGGCUCAGAUCCAGGGCGGUGGUGGCAAGAUGGCGGUGGCCAGGAAGGUGUCCUAUGCUAAAAUGGCAGUCGAUCUCCACAGUGUGCUGGAGCAGAGACUGGAGGCCGAGGGCAUCGACCUCACAGAGGAACCCUACUCAGACAAACAUGGUCGGUGUGGUAUCCCCCAGCCCCUGAUGCAGCGCUACAGUGAGGACUUGGAGCAGCCAGUGAAGGAUGUGGCCUCCAACAUGGACCAGGUUCGCGUCAAGCAGCUCCGUAAGCAGCACCGCAUGGCUAUCCCGUUUGGAGGUUUGACAGAGAUGUGCAGGAAGCCACUCUCCCCAGGUCACGUGAGCACCGUCUCUGAUUGGCUCGUGUCCAUCGGCCUACCCAUGUACGCCACACCGAUGGCAGCUGCGGGAUAUGACACGUUGGGACGUGUGUCCUCUCUCACAGAGAGUGGUGUGUGGGAAGCGGGGGUGCGGGACGAGAGGCACGUCCGUAGACUUGUGAGCGAGGCCCGAUUGGUCAGCACACACAGAGACGGACAGUCGUAACCGUGACAGUGGAGCCCAUGCAGGUGUAACUGAGACAGUUGAACGGCUACGGCACAGUUGAGACUAAAUGCAGAACUGAAUAACUGUGAACGUGACCACAGCACAGCUUCCAGCACCUAUUGAGACUUUUGACUGGACUACGGAUGGCGGGUGGUUUGCAGUUGCAGCCCAGCUAAUGCUUGAGACUUAUGAGCAGCAACCUGUUCUUAGGCCCCCGUCUUUAUCAAUCUGUCUCUCUCUCUCUUUCUAUUCCUCUCUUACAGAUGUUUACGGUGAGAUUGUUCCGACUGCCGAGAACAGUUAUCAGAUGCCUUUAAAACUGACUGUUCCCUUCUGAAACAUCCCCCCCAGUCUUAAAAUACUGAGAACUGCCUUUGAGGAAAUUAGCACACUUUUCUUAGACUCUUUUUUUGACUCUCCUUUUAAAGACGAAAUGAUGUUUUUUUCUGUGUUUCAGAAGUGCUUGAUUUGUAUCUCUUGUGCAAAGAGAAAAGCACUAGAGAGUAGUGAGAGGAUGUAGCUUGGCCAAAGCAAUUUCUUUCAAUGUGCAGAUUUCACCUUUGUCGUUAAUCCCAUUGCUAAAUGCUACAGUAGAUUGGAGAACAUGGUUUAUUGCAGAUAACACAACAACAAAAAAUAACACAAAACAUGAAAUAGGCAAACAUUGCUGUUAUAUUAAGAUUUAAAACCCUUAUUUUCUAUCAUGCUAUAGUGUUUUUGUAAUAUACUGUACCAUAUAUUUUAAUUUCAAGGUGUUUUUACAGUAUGUGUUCAAUAAGUAUUGUGUCUGCUUUGUGGAAUGUCAAAGUCUGAAUGUCAGUCAUUGUAAGUAUAAACAGUCGGACAGAUCUCGACAUGAGUUUAUACAGUAUUUCAGAUUAUAUUUCAGAUUUCUUGGUUGCAUGUAAUCCUCCAAUAUGUAGGUCCUUACAACACUAUCUACACAGUACCGCUCUAAUAAUCUUCCAUGGGAGAUCAGCUUUUCUUUGCAGACAAUAUCGUCUCCAUAUAUCUAUCCAGGCGGAUUUUAAGUUGCCUUACCAUUAUGUGAAAAAAACAAUUAGAUGAAUACGUAUUCAUGUACUCAGCGUUAUAAAAACAGCAGGCAUUUCAACCCCCAUCUUUGACUAAGGCUUGAUUCCUCAAAGCCUCACCGGGCCAAUAUGUUUUGAAUGUGCUUGUAAUGACAGUGAUUGUUAGUAGAAGACACACACACAUGCACACACACACUAGCAGCCACAUAGCUCUGUCGGUAGUGUCCUUGCUGUUCUUGUUAAGCACAGAUGUUGAUCCACAUGAAGUCUAAUUUAAACACAGUGUUCCAUGUUCAACAGCCAGCCAUAGACCAGCUCAGUACUGCAGACCACAGAAACAGACUGAGACAUGAUGUAGAUGAUCCACUCAGAAGGAAGGGCUAAGACGAGUGCUACAGCUGUUCCACAGAGAACCAGCUAACAGCUGGUUUAUCAUGUCCGUCUGAGCCUCUCUUGGAAGAACAAGAACAAGAAGGGGGGUGUCUUAGAGAGAGACACAGUCAGGGAGUACAGAUGAGAAUGGGAAUGUACUGAAUCUCCAUUCACUGACCAGCAGACCAGACCUGUGAGUCCCUAGCAGUGGAUUCCUAGUCCAAGACCGGUGUGAGUGGAACCACCUACGUAAUGUCAUUCUAGUUAUGUGAAGUACUACAUAUUGCAAACAAUAUUCAAGUCUUAUCCCUUGUCUCGGGUUUCAAAAUACAAGUUUGCAGAGUGGUGUAACACAGGGGUGCUUUUGCAGUGGACACUCGAUAGAAGUUGGAUGCCUUUUCUCUUCAAUCAUAGUGGUGCUCCAGGUUAGCCUGGGAGACACUUGUAGGGGGAGUUUUUAAAGAAACAAAAAUACCUACAAUUUAAGAUGUAAAAAAUAUUGUCACUGUAAAAUGCACUUUAGAAAGUAACUAAAAAAUGUUUAAGCAAAAUUGGCAAAAUGUUCUUUAAGUCUGUAAGCAGACAUUUGUUUUCAGGUAAUGUAAAGGGUUUGAUUGAAUGGGUUAUACUGGUAUUUAGUUAUCUUAGUAUAGUUCCCAAUGCCAAGUCAAUGUACAAAUGUAAUUAAUAAUAGUUCCUGAAUUAACCCAUUCCAAUGACUUAACUUCCAAUUUACUUUUGCAGUCUUACAGAAAACGUAAUUACAUAUAUGAAAUGGUUAACAAGAGUUGCACAUUCUGUAUAUGUAAUUGGUAUUUAAAUAACUUAUUUUGGGUCUUUUCAUAUCAACUGUAAUUACUAUACAAAUAGCAAUACCUUCCUGCAAAUUGCAUUAGCCAGUGUAAAGCUACAGUGUUUAUUGUAAAAUAUAAGUGUACAAAUGAUUUAAUUUGGUUUCAACUAGCUAAUGAUUGUCUAAAAAGAUAUUCUUGUGUAUUGAAACAAAAAAUGAUGUCUAACGAUUUGUCAUUCUGAAAUAUAAUAAAAACGCUAUCGCCA
Oncorhynchus keta (chum salmon) is the source of this 7688-nucleotide messenger RNA. Its product is annotated as SAM and SH3 domain-containing protein 1-like. The transcript has 20 exons. The record is from RefSeq and is a predicted model, not a curated record. Bases 1111 to 5223 code for a protein of 1370 amino acids. Lineage: Eukaryota; Metazoa; Chordata; Actinopteri; Salmoniformes; Salmonidae. Gene Ontology annotation, molecular function: protein binding.